Messenger RNA from Drosophila hydei, 591 nucleotides. RefSeq names its product UPF0587 protein GA18326. The record is from RefSeq and is a predicted model, not a curated record. Bases 64 to 552 code for a protein of 162 amino acids. Gene Ontology annotation, molecular function: zinc ion binding. NCBI's taxonomy places the organism in Eukaryota, Metazoa, Arthropoda, Insecta, Diptera, Drosophilidae. The transcript has 2 exons.
AAUUAAUAUGUCUGGCACCACCAUUCAAAACAGCUGUUCAUUGUCCGGCUUCUGUUAAGUAAAAUGGUUCGCGUUGGCUUACAGAUAUCUGCUACAUUAGAAAAUAUAGAAAAAUUAGAAACGCAUUGCGAUUAUGCGUAUUUCUUGAAGCUAACCUGCAGCAAUUGUGGAGAAACAUCAGAAAAAUGGCAUGAUAUUACAGAAUCGGAGCGUACACAACAAGAUUCACGCAAUGCAGCGGGCUUUAAUUUCUAUAUGAAAUGCAAAAUGUGCGCAAGAGAAAAUAGCAUUGACGUCGUCGAAAAGUCGAAUGUGGCCUAUACAGCUGACGAUGCGGGAAAAUUCAAGACAAUUGUGAUUUUUGAUUGUCGCGGCGUAGAACCUGUUGAAUUUUCACCUCGAUCCGGAUGGAAGGUUCUUUCAGCGGAAAAUGGACAAGCCUUUGAAGAUGUGGAUCUAUCCGAAGACGAUUGGGUGGAGUACGAUCAAAAGAAUAAAAACUCAGUGGGCAUUUACGAAUUUUCCUCCAAAUUUAUCAAGCUAAAGAAGUGAAAGUCAAUUUAAAUAAAGCAUUUGUUAUCUAUAAAUAUA